AUAUAUAAUCAAUCAAUAAUUCUGGACGUAAAGCUCGACUACGAUCCCUUGUAAUGGAGGGCGGGGAUUCGUUACAGUGGCGAAGAAGGGUGUCCGCAGAAUGGAAGCCGCCAUCGAGGAGGGAGAGAGUCAGACAGAUAGGGAGAUGGAGGAUGCCGCGGCUGCACCGCUAGUGCUGCUGGUCAGGGGGCGGUCGGCCGGUUAUGAGGCGAGCAGUGGACAGUCGGAGUUGACGAUAACCAAGGAAUAGAAGGUCAUCUUCACUUUCCGCUACAGGUUUGCUCGGAGAGGGAUAAUGUGCGACCCAGGCAGAAACGAGAGCCUGCUUCAUCGAACACCUCUAAGCACUGCUGGAAAUAAAGAGGAGGAGGAGGAGGACAACUGCGCACCUCCAGGACGCCAUCAGAGACCGUUUUCGUCUCAGAUCUGUGGUCUGAGAUGUCAGAGACAGCCGUCAACUCCACUGGCUGCCGACAAUGAGCAGGUAGAAAGGCUGAGCCGUCGCCUAGACCGAGGUUGAGGUCAGCCAAUAUUGCCAUUUGGACCAUGACUGAGGUAAUGCUCAGCAACACUAGGAUUGAGGCGACUGAGCCCAGUCGAUUCGUGAAUAUUAAGGUAGGAUCCGGGGGACGCUGGUGAGACCCCCGACCGACAAGACCGGUACCCAGCGAGACCCGCGACUGUGACAGUGGCUUCACUAUACUGAGCAAAGAUCGACCACGUGAAAGAGUGCCUAGACCCUCAACUGGAUCGGAGGUCAACCGGCACGUUUUAGGGUUUCUGGCCUAAGAGACAAGGAGGAGAGAGGCAGGGAGCAAUCCAACGCAUCAGAAUCCAGUCAAUAAUGGACGGCGGCGGCCUGGCCGAGGCGGAGUACUCGAAGGCGAAGACGUCGGUGUGGUGGGAUAUCGAGAACUGUCAGGUCCGCAGAGGGUGCGAUGCUCACGCGAUUGCCCAGAACAUAAGCUCCGCCCUCGUCAAGCUCAAUUACAAAGGCCCGGUAUCCAUUUCUGCCUAUGGAGACACCAACAGUAUUCCUUCCCCUGUCCAGCAAGCUCUCUCUAGUACUGGAAUCGCCCUUAAUCACGUCCCUGCAGGUGUUAAAGAUGCAAGCGACAAGAAGAUUCUGGUGGACAUGUUAUUGUGGGCCGUGGACAAUCCGGCACCUGCUAACUAUUUGUUGAUUUCCGGAGACCGGGACUUCUCCAAUGCACUUCAUCAGUUGCGCAUGAGACGAUAUAACAUCCUUCUAGCACAGCCACAGAAAGCAUCUGCACCGUUAAUCGCAGCCGCAAAGAGCGUAUGGCUCUGGACCAGUCUCUCGGCUGGGGGAUCCCCCCUGUCGAGUUCUGAAUUGCAGCACCUCGGUGACACCAGUCAUAUUUCUAGCUCUGAGACAUUACAGGUUCCUGUUUUUAGUGUUUCCCAAACACAUCGCUCGGGGGAUUUCGCCGCUGAAAACCCCAAUUUUCAUUCGGGAAAUCAAAACUUCAAUCCUGGGAGGGGCAUUGACCCUAGCAUGCCGAGUCCUCCUGCCGUUAGACCCAUGGGCCCACCUCCACCAUUUGGGAUUCGUGGAGGUCAAAACAGUUUGAACUCAUGUCAACAAGGUCCAUAUAUUGCCGUUGUUCCCUCUGGUGGACCACCUAAUGCUGCUAAUUUUGAUCCUUUUUGGAACAACGGUAACAUUCAAGGCAACUAUCAGACUCAUCAUGCACAGCCAGUAUGGCCCAAUAACUUUUCUGCGCAACCUCCGAUUAAUCAGGGGAACAUGUGUCCACUGAACAGUCACUUCGGUGCCUCUCCUCUAGUGCCACCUAGGCCCGAUGGAGCCAACUUUUCUCGAGGACCCCCUGACAUUAGCAUGUUGAACGUCGGUGCUCAUGCUAGCAGAGUUCAAAGGCCUCCCAACUUCGAGCAGCAAAGUUCAAACCCAAAGCAGACAUCUGCUAGUGAAUCCACAAAGGGCAAGAACAAAGGUAAAGGUGUAAAAGAUGGAAGUAAGAACCACAACAUACCGCAGAGGAAACAUGAUGGAUCAAGCAAAAAGAACCAUAUUAGUACAGAUCCACCUCCUACUUCCUCUGGGAUUGGUACUUCCGAUGUUCCUCCUAAUGGCAUUUCGGGUACCCCAGGACACCUGAAACCUUCUGAGCAUGUCCAAGGUCUUAUUGGAGUUAUCUUACUUGCCUUGAACACCCUAAAGAAUGAGAAAGUUAUGCCAACUAAAGAGAAUAUAGUUGGUUGUGUUCGGUGUGGAGAUUCUAAACAUCGGAAUACUGAUGUAAGAAAGGCCCUAUAUAGUGCCAUCCAGCAGGAAAUGAUAGUGAAGCAUUACUUGGGUAGUUCCGUGCAGUUGUACGUCCAUAAAAAUGAGAAAUUGUGGACGUAUCUGAACCCUCUUGGAGGUAAGCCAAAGAAUUAUUCCAAGGAAACAUGGGUGAAGAUACAAAAGUUCUUAGCAUCCUCUGAAGGACAAUCUGCAAUGCUGUCUUCUCAGUCCAGGUAUGAAGCAGGUCUGGUUAUGAAGCAAAUAUGCUUGAAAGAUCAUCUUCUGGGUGAUAUACUCCGGAUUCUAAACCUGUUAAUAACCGCGAAGAAAUGGAUAGCACCUGAUCCAUCAGGAUGGCAACCAAUGAAAAUUACUCUCCCGGAUACAAGGAACACUUGUUCAGCAGUACAAAAUGAUGAUGACGGCUCUCCAUGGGAAUAGGGCAAGCUCUGAGGACAUUGGCAGUAUGAAGGGGUUGAUCGGUGAUAGGUCCCUUGCCAAUUCAACAAAAUUUCCUUAGGAGUUGCCCCUGUAAAUUUAUGCUGCAUAAUUUUCUACUAACCAAAUGCGACCUCUGCCAUCAUCUCAGAAGGUUCUCCUUGCAAUGAGGUAUUGCAUGCAGGGAGAGUCAGUAGUCAAAUCAAUGUAAUAGAAUAGGUUUGCAGGUACCUUGACAGGUUGUUUCUUAUCGCCGGUGGGUGAUUUUGUGGGAGAUUUCACCAUUAUCAUGUUAUGUCCAAAGGCCAUGGAUGAUAGCACAUGCUGGACUGUCUUGGGAGUCGCUUGCUGGAGUGAAAGCAUUGGUUGGUUGAUUGUAAGAGUUGAGAAUGAUUCUUCCGAAGCUGUCCCAUUUACCCAGCAUCAGAUCUGCUCUCUUAGCUGCGAGGCUCACUGAUUGUAGCUAGGUGGUCAAUACCGUCCAAAAAGGGCCAUCCAAUGCAGAAAUGAAGAGAGAACGCGGAUACUGUUGUCAUGUCACGGUUCUCCGGUGAUUAUCGAGAUCAAAGAUAGCUGCGAAUCCAAAUCACUGUUGGUCUAUUUCCAUUACCUAGUUCUACAAACAAACUGCACUGGAAAAGUGACCGAUGAAAGGGAGCAUCAGGCAUUUGGUAUCAAGCAGAAGUUCUGAGGUUUUUGUUGCUUGUUAUUUGAAUGCUGUGCGGAGGCUUACACUAUCGUUGUGAAGGCUGUUCUGUUGUGAUAUUUGUAAAUUUUCCGGUGAUGGCUGUUCUGUUGUGAUAUUUGUAAAUUUUCUGGGCUGAGUUAUGGCUAUGGAUGUUGAAUCAGUAGACAACUUUCGUUAGUGAUGUACUAGCAAUAAUCAGUGUGUCGUGCUUCGUUGCUACUGGACAUUUUAUUUUAUUA
Punica granatum (pomegranate) is the source of this 3637-nucleotide messenger RNA. NCBI's taxonomy places the organism in Eukaryota, Viridiplantae, Streptophyta, Magnoliopsida, Myrtales, Lythraceae. The record is from RefSeq and is a predicted model, not a curated record.